AUGCAGCGCAUCAUGGAGACGGACGUCGGCAUCUCCGAGUACAUCGGGCACGACGUGCCGGCGAUCGAGGGAAUCAUCAAGCAGAGGUUUACAGACUUUCUGGUGUUUGAGGUAGACUUGGACGGACAAGUGAUACACCUGAAGUCGCUCGGCAUGCCCGAGUCCUCGAAGAAAGCCGCGGAUGCGAAAGCAACGGCAACGGCUGGAAACACCCCUGCCUCAUCAUCUGCACAGCAAGCUACAGGAGAUGACAAGAUGGCUGAAGAUGCGCAGGCCAAGCCAGAUGCGCAGGCAGAGGCCCCCGCUGCAGAGGCAGCUGCCGAAGUACCCACCCCGAGGGCCGAGGCAGAACCGACCGUGACGGAGGAGGUUCCCAAGGAUGACGAGCCUUGGCCGGAGCGCUUCACAGAGUCACUAAAACCGUUCCUUGCGGAGGACGUGAUCACUCGCGUGAAAACGCUGUACCUGGAAGGCCCUGAGCCGCCUUUCGUGAGCGACAGUGGCUGGGGCGGGCGAGGCAAGGCCGGGGGAAGCGGCGAGCCUUCUGACCCCGCAGCAUCUACCGAGCCUGCUGUUGCACCUGAGCCUGAAGGGAGAGGCAAGCGUGGGCGAGACCGCGGAAGAGGUGGUCGCGGCGGGCGCGGGGGACGAGGAGGCGCAAGGGGCGGCAGACCGGGUGCCAGAGAGGACACUCGCAAAGUAUUGUCUAAUCCGAUCGCUUCCAAAGAGACUCGCACUGGUCUUCACCAAGCCAUCCGCGACUUGUUCAAGGGUAAACUUGACACUGAGACGGAUACGAGUGCGCCUGCUUCAGAUGAAGGCUCGCGCAUCGUCAUAAAAUGGAGCAAACGCGGAGGUGGAGGUGGGCGUGGUGGUCGCGGUGGCGGACGAGGAGCGCGACCAGACGCUGGUGGUGGUGGAGAGCGGGGCGGAUAUCCGCCUUACAUACACUUCACAUUGCAGAAGACGAACCGGGACACUCAGGACGCGCUGGCGGCCCUCUCGCGCACUCUCCACUGCAAUGUCAAAGACUUGUCCGUCGCAGGGACAAAGGACAAGCGUGGUGUGACGGUCCAGCGCGUGUCAUUAAGACGCGGUAACAAGACCGUGGAGGAUGUGUGGAAGAUGGCCAACGGUCAAAACGGCAAGCGGACGACGGAGGAAAUCCUAUCGCAGCGGGGAGAGCGUGGUGUGCGGGUUGCCGACUUCAACUACAGAAAAGCGAGCUUGGAGCUGGGUAUGCUCAAGGGGAACGCCUUUGUGAUCACGCUCCGCACCGUUCGAGUCGACUCUAUGGAGACAUUAGACCGGGCCAUGAACACGAUCAAGAACAAGGGCUUCAUAAACUACUACGGCAUGCAGCGCUUCGGCACGGCGUCAAUCCCUACCCAUUCGAUCGGCCUCGCUCUGCUGAAGGGCGACUGGCACAGGGCUGUUUCUCUCAUCCUCCGCAAUCGACCAGGAGAGCAUCCCGACGUCGUCGCGGCCCGGAAUGCAUGGCUCGUGGAGGGGGACCUGGACAAGGCCAUUGAGUUGAUGCCUCGUCGCGUGGUCGCCGAGCGGUGCAUCCUGGAAAGCUACAGGAAGCAGGACGGCGACACGAGAAACGCCAUGGGCUCCUUGUCCACGAUCCCUCGUAACCUGCGGUUGAUGUACGUGCACGCAUACCAGUCGUAUGUGUGGAACGCCAUCGUCUCCGAGCGCAUCAGGAUGCACGGCGCAGACAAGCCCGUCGUCGGCGACCUCGUCUUCGACGAGACCACCGCCAAGGUCGAAGACGCCGAAGAUGUCGCGGAGAUCGCCCUCGACGGGGUCGAGGGAGACGUUCCCCUGGAGGACAAGGCGGCCAAUGAGGACGCGGACGGGGCCGCGGGAAGAUCAGGCAGGCGAUCGAGGAAGGCUUGGGAACCGCCGAAAGUCAAGGUCCUGGCGGAGGCGGAUCUAGACAAGUACAGCAUAUUUGACGUGAUCAUGCCUCUACCUGGUAAGGACGUCGACUACCCCGGUGGUCGGUUGGGCGAGCGGUACAGGGAGUUCUUGAGGAAGGACGGCCUUGACCCCGACAACUGGGUGCGCAAGCAGAAGGACUACUCGUUAGGAGGUUCAUACCGCAAGAUCCUCCACCUGCCAAAGGAGCUGUCGUGGACCGCGAUGAGGUACACCGACCCGGACGUCCCUCUGGCACAAUCAGAUGAAGAUAAGCUGCUUGGCAUGCCUCCGCCGGCUACUGUCGAGGAUGGCAAAUUCCUGGCCCUCCAAGUGAACCUGCAGCUCGGUACCGCUGCGUAUGCCACGAUGGCGUUGCGCGAAGUUACCAAGACCGAGACAAGUUCACACUUCCAGACGACGCUCACACAAGCGUCUGAAGACCAAAAAUACAGAACAACCGAGGGCGUGGCAGAUGCAGGCACAGAGUAG
Messenger RNA from Trametes versicolor FP-101664 SS1, 2418 nucleotides. Its product is annotated as tRNA pseudouridine synthase D. The coding region runs from base 1 to 2418 and encodes 805 amino acids. Gene Ontology annotation, cellular component: nucleus. The record is from RefSeq and is a predicted model, not a curated record. NCBI's taxonomy places the organism in Eukaryota, Fungi, Basidiomycota, Agaricomycetes, Polyporales, Polyporaceae. Gene Ontology annotation, molecular function: pseudouridine synthase activity; RNA binding. Gene Ontology annotation, biological process: pseudouridine synthesis. The transcript is spliced from 9 exons.